Messenger RNA from Humulus lupulus (European hop), 1510 nucleotides. Its product is annotated as grpE protein homolog 2, mitochondrial-like. The record is from RefSeq and is a predicted model, not a curated record. The coding region runs from base 632 to 1510 and encodes 292 amino acids. Gene Ontology annotation, cellular component: PAM complex, Tim23 associated import motor. The transcript is spliced from 6 exons. NCBI's taxonomy places the organism in Eukaryota, Viridiplantae, Streptophyta, Magnoliopsida, Rosales, Cannabaceae. Gene Ontology annotation, molecular function: metal ion binding; protein-folding chaperone binding; protein homodimerization activity. Gene Ontology annotation, biological process: protein folding; protein import into mitochondrial matrix.
UUCUCCAUUUUCAUUUGUUUAUUAGUCUUUUGUUGUGUUCUGUUGUAUAAUGUAAGAUGGAGUUUUAGCUCUACUAAAAAGAUGUCAUUUUUUUUUUUGGAUUGUGGCUUUGGGUAAUGCUAUAUAUCUUGUUGAACCUUUUGUGUAGAGAUGAGUGUAGGGAUGAUUUUCUGUCAAAGGGAUUUAAAUUAAUGUUAUAAAAAUUGCACAAAGAUUGGACACAAAGGAACAUUUUAAACAGAGGUUAUAGAGCCAGAAUUGAAGUUACUGAUAUGGUCCUAUGAUCUUGCUUAAUCUCUCUUGGUGCCUUUGUUUGUUUUAGGCUGGUGGUACUGCAGGGUUUUUGCUAGGCUUUAGCUGAUGUAGUUGCCUCUUUGGGGGAGGAGUUAAUGUUGAGUGAACAAAACUUAGAGAUUAAGUCAAACUUUUGCUACAUAUUGUUUUCCUUGUUUUAGUAUUAAUCUAGUAAUUAUUAUAGGACCGUGUUAUAAUGUUCAUACUACUUUUGAAAUCUAGAAUGUUAUGGUUUAAGUCUAAUGUGAUUUGGAUGGUUUGGUUGUGAAAGUAAUAGUAAGACAUGCCAUGCCUUGAAUGAUUUUAUUUGAACUAUUUCCCAUGACUAGGAUAUGUAAUGAUUUUAGUUUCCCUCGCUUCCUGGACUGCCGCCGCCGGAGCAGCCUCCGCAGAGGACCCCGUCACCGCGCUGUAUCAUCCAACUGUUUUGGGUGCCCAUAAUACAAUGGGGCAAGAAGCUUGGUAUUCUGCAAAUGCUUUGGCCAAGCGCUUUAGAUACGAGAGUGCAAACAAUUUGCCUAUAUAUCCACAAAGGCCAGGAGAGAAGGAUUGUGUCCACUAUAUGCAAACAAGAACCUGUAAAUUUGGAGAUAGCUGCAAAUUUGACCAUCCUAUUUGGGUUCCUGAAGGUGGAAUCCCAGAUUGGAAAGAGUUGGCUCCUGGCCUGGUGUCUCUAUUCCAUCUGAGUUCUUCUCCCUUUCAAAGAUUUGGUUUUGCUUCUUCUGCGUCCCCCGAGACUUCUGAAAAAGGACAUGGGAGUAAUUCAGAGAAUAAUGGAGAUGCUAAAGUCUCCAGUCAAGCCGCCUCUGAGCAGAGUGAUGUUGCUGAUCAGACAAAAGAAUCAGAUUCCGACGAGGAUUUGAGUGUAGAUGAUCUGGUGAAACUUGUGGCUGAGAAGGAAGAGCUUUUGAAGCAGAAGCAUAAAGAGAUUGAGAAAAUGCAAGAUAAAGUCCUUAGAAGCUAUGCGAAAAUGGAGAAUGUCAUGGACAAGACACGACGUGAAGCAGAGAACUCGAAAAAAAUUUCCAUUCAAAAUUUUGCAAAGAGUCUACUUGAUGUUGCAGACAAUUUGGGACGAGCUUCUUCAGUUGUCAAAGAAAGUUUUUCAAAGAUUGACACAUCUAAGGAUUCAUCUGGGGCUGCUCCACUUUUAAAAACACUUCUAGUGGGUGUUGAAAUGACAGAAAAACAACUUGUUGAGGGGACAUACUGUUAG